Molecule: messenger RNA, 4190 nt
Organism: Gadus chalcogrammus (walleye pollock)
Lineage: Eukaryota; Metazoa; Chordata; Actinopteri; Gadiformes; Gadidae
Gene: eomesa
Product: eomesodermin homolog a
Exons: 7
Coding region: 454-2442 (662 amino acids)
Biological process (GO): positive regulation of DNA-templated transcription; endodermal cell fate specification; mesoderm formation
Cellular component (GO): nucleus
Molecular function (GO): RNA polymerase II cis-regulatory region sequence-specific DNA binding; DNA-binding transcription factor activity, RNA polymerase II-specific
Source: RefSeq, a predicted model, not a curated record
GAAGUCUUGCACAUGUGUUGUCUAAUUGCGUCGCUGCAUGAACAUCUGAUCAUUGUAUGUGACGGCACCGAAAAGGCUGAACUAUGCUUGGUUUAGUUUCUUUUUUAAGUUUUACGUUUUAAUUUAUCUACUAAUUAUGUAGGAUUGGUUAAAUCUUCCGAGAAUCCUAUUUAUCUGAAACAUUUUAAUGGACUUGCUUUGUGGAUUUCAAUCUGUAAAUAAAUGUAGACUAAACACUUGCUCUCGAAAUGCCUGUCCAGGAUCGGGAUCAUAAUCGGAGUUGCACAUCUCUGGGUGAGGAAGAGAAGGCCAAGUCCUGAAGUGAGGAGCAGGAACGGGAGGACGCGCACCGCAGAUCUACCAACCGAGGCGACACUCGUACAGUGUCGCUCCUGGGCUUAUACUCACUUUUGGGGUCCCGAGUCUUUUUUUGGUUACUCCAAAGGUUAAACGAUGCAGUUGGAGAACAUCCUUCCUAGCUCGAGCAUCAACUUACCCAAGACGUUUUAUAACCUCUCGUCGUCCGACAGCGCAAAUAACAGCCCCGGCUCCUCACAGAUCGAGUAUCAAGAAGUGGAGCGAACCGAGACGGAAUCCACGAACGCCCCGAAGAAGUACCUGAGCGGAGCGGGGAUGAUGGGAGAGGGGGAAGGGGACACUUUCUCUGGGACUAAGACCGCCCCCGAUGGGAGGAAAGGCUCUCCGGUUCUCGGUGGUGUUGGUGUUGGUGUUGCAGAGGACGACCUGACAAGUGGCCGGCGAUACAACAUAGACGAUCUGGGCUCCGACAGAUACUUUAUCUCGUCCUCUCAGGCGGGUUCCGACAUGGCCAACCCGUGCUCCCUGUUCCCCUACGCGGGACAGACCGGCUCGGUGUACAGCGCCUCCAACGGCUCCAGGUAUUCGGCGUCUCUGCACUACGGAUCCGUGCUGCCCCCCGCGGGCUUCUCGUCCUCUGUGUGCUCCAGUCGCAGCCAGUUUGCCGGCGGAGGAUACCAGUUCGGCCAGGGUCCGGGCUGUCUGUACCCUUCUUACCCAGCGACGGGAUCCAGCAUCGGCUCCAUGUCGCUGCCCGGGUCCGCGGCCGGAGCCAGGGCGCAGGUUUAUCUGUGCAACCGGCCCCUCUGGCUCAAGUUUCACCGGCACCAGACGGAGAUGAUCAUCACCAAACAGGGGCGGCGAAUGUUCCCAUUCCUCAGUUUCAACAUCACCGGGCUCAACCUUACAGCUCAUUACAACGUGUUUGUAGAAGUCAUCCUGGCAGACCCCAAUCACUGGCGCUUUCAGGGAGGCAAAUGGGUCACCUGUGGGAAAGCGGACAAUAAUAUGCAGGGGAACAAGAUGUACGUCCACCCCGAAUCCCCCAAUACCGGGGCGCACUGGAUGAGACAAGAAAUCUCAUUUGGAAAACUGAAGCUGACCAACAACAAGGGUGCCAACAAUAAUAACACACAGAUGAUCGUGCUACAGUCCCUCCACAAAUACCAGCCCCGGCUGCACAUCGUGGAGGUGACCGAGGAGGGCGUGGAGGACAUGAGCAACGAGGCCAAGACACAGACCUUCACCUUUCCGGAGAACCAGUUCAUCGCCGUGACCGCCUACCAAAACACAGACAUCACACAACUGAAGAUAGACCACAACCCCUUCGCGAAAGGUUUCCGGGACAAUUAUGACUCCAGGAUGUACACGGCCCCGGAGAGCGACAGGUUGACCCCGUCCCCCACCGACUCGCCGCGCUCCCACCAGAUCGUCCCGGGCGCCCGCUACGCCAUGCAGCCCUUCUUCCAGGACCAGUUCGUCAACCAGCUGCCGCAGAACCGCUUCUACGCCAGCGAGCGCGCCGUGCCACAGACCAACAGCAUCCUGUCCCCGCAGGGUGAGGACGCGGGCGCCGGCGCCUCCGCGCAGCGCUGGUUCGUCACGCCCGUGCAACAGGCGGGCUCCAACAAACUAGACCUGUCCUAUGAGAACGACUACUCCGCCGGCAGCCUGCUGUCGUACGGCAUCAAGCCGCUGCCCCUGCAGACGUCCCACGCCCUCAGCUACUACCCCGACUCGGCCUUCGCCUCCAUGGCGGCGGGCUGGGGCAGCCGCAGCACUUACCAGCGCAAGGUGACCACGGGCCUGCCCUGGUCCCCGCGGCCCAGCCCCCCCGCCUUCCCCGAGGAGCAGCUGGGUGCCCCCACGAAGGACAAGCUGCCGGAGGAGAGCGCGCCGCCGUCGUCGGCCUCGAACUGGCUGGAGACGUCGCACUCGCUGAAGUCGGUGGACUCGACGGACUCUGGGGUGUACUCCAUGGUCUGCAAGAGGCGCCGGAUGUCCCCCGGGGGCUCCAGCACGGAGAACUCCCCGAGCAUUAAGUGCGAGGACUUGACCACGGACGAGUACAACAAGGACAACCCGAAAGGCAUGGGCUACUAUGCGUUCUACACGAGCCCCUAAAUAAGACUGUUGUGUACCGAACCAGAAUUAUAGGCUAAAGCAUUUCUUUUUUUUUAAUUCUUUUUUUAAUUUUUUUUAUCCCUGAUACCGUUACUUCCCUUGUUUUCCCUCAAAGCAAAAAGCACAUGGUUAUUUUCCCAGGCCAGAUCCCCCAUACCUGAACCCAAUUUAGUUUUAUUCUGUUUCGAAGCAUGCGACUCCCUCUCCCGCACACGCACACACACCCCUUUUAUUUAAUUUUUUACAACUGCAAUUUUUGUUAUUUCUUUAUUUAAAUUAAGGCUAUUUAAAGGUCCUUUUUGAUGUACAGUAUUUGUGCACUUUAGAAUGUGAUGUAUCUUGUACAAAGUGUCUUCAUGGAGGUGGUAUAAAAUGGGUAAUAAACAGCUUUUCAUAAAGCAUUAUCCAAAUGUGUUUGGAUGUACGCUGUUGUUGUAGUUUUUUAUUGAUUUAAUAUUUGUACCAAGGAUAUAAACAACUUCUACAUACUCUGCCCAUUUGAAAUGAGGCCUUUUUUCGGCCCUCGGGUGUAUGACAUGGCAUCAUGUUUAUAAAAUCAGAGCUCUUAAGGCUUUUCUACGUCUGCACAAUAAUACACAAAGGAAAGACAUUUUCCUAAUAAUUCUAACCUUACGUGUUAUGAUGAAUCACUCAGAAAGCCAACGUGCCUUCUAAAAUACAAGUCUAGAAACUAAAGGGGACCACAUCCAACCACAACAAACCAAGGGAAAAGUCAGAUCCAUUCAACAACCACUUUCAGCCGAUAGGUCGAUGGCUCAACACGUUGUACGCUAAACGGCGCCGUGCGUACGACAGGCGUCGGCCAAAGGCGUUGACCUUUUAAGCCUCGUAGCCUCAGACAACUGGUUUCAUCAUUCAGAGUGAAACGCAGCAAACGGUCCCUGUGUAAAUGGACUUCUAAAUAGGCUCGCUCCAGAAUCCUAAUUAAUUCUGUUGUCGUCGUUGACAAAGUGGGAGAGUCAGACUAGAACUCCAAUCAACACCUCCUAACAAGGUAGAGCGCCUGCUUGGCCGGGGCCUCUGCAGGGGAGCUGUACCAAAUGCUACACAGGGACUUUAGCAGAUAACACAGAAGAAAGGAGAAAAGCACACCGUUUGCUCUUGUUGAAGUGAAGGCUCAUCAUGGUACUUUGACUUGUGCUCAUUGGUGGGGGGUUCAUGUUUACCACAACAGCCGUGAUUGUGUCCGAGUGGUCUACCACAGCUGAAAGUUCACAGCGACCUUUAAAUACAUACAGGUUUUUCUCAUUGAGCACCUCUUUUUCAAGAGGGACUUGAUUGGUAGCAUCCCACAUUUACAACCCCCUGUAAAACAGCCAUACACAAUAAAUACAGGCUAAUACGCAUGUUUAGUAUUGACAGAUACAAUGGAUUGAAGCUUGAAGCCAUUUAAAUCAGUACACUAGUCAGUAGAGCUCAAAGAAACCUCCCAUCAAAAUACUGUUGAUACUGAAAAUUUCAAAUUUGAAAUGUGUUACUCUGACGCGUUCUUAUAAGGGCUAUGUGAACUGUGUGAGGUUUUGCACUUUAAAAGGAAACCUAUUAUUCAAUAAACAUGUGACACGUACAAAACUUCUAUACAUGCAUUUCCUUAAAAUGUUUGUUGCGAUAUUACCAAGCCACAGUUGAUACCAGGCUCAUAACUUAGAUCAAUAUGAAUGAAUACGAUGCAUAAUUAUUAUUCAUGCAAUAGAAAUAAACACAUUUACAUUUAUCCCGAUCAAUAA